GGGUUUAGGGGCAGAUAUUGGGCUAUACAGGGGUUUAGGGGCAGAUAUUGGGCUAUACAGGGGUGUAGGGGCAGAUAUUGGGCAUAUACAGGGCAGCAGUUUUGGGCAUUAGCUACAGGGGUGUAACUGGCAGUUAGGGGCUUAGAAGUGAGUGUGUUAUUGGGCUCCCAGCUGAGGGGGUAUCUGACAGUUAGUGGGGCAGCAAAGUGCAGGGCCGUGACGUAGAGGGGCUUUGGGUCAUGACUGGUGUGUGAGCUCCGGCCCCCGAGCAGCUGAGUCUGAUGGCUGCAGAUCAGGACAAGUUGGAUGGACUGACCGUUCCGGGCCGCAGAGCCAAGACUGGUAUGCAAAUGAAGAGCCCCGAGAAGAAACGGCGCAAGUCAAACACUCAGGGCCCCGCAUACUCCCAUCUUUCUGAAUUUGCACCACCACCCACCCCAAUGGUCGACCACCUGGUGGCGUCCAACCCUUUUGAAGAUGACUUUGGAGCUCCGAAAGUCAAUGCUGGCCCCUCCCCCUUCAUGAGCAACCCGGUGCCCUUUGGAAACUACCGCAUGCCGGGUGCCAUGCCCCAUCAGAUGACCCCCGGCUAUCCUGGUGGCCCACAGCCCAUGAGAAGGCAGGCACCCCCUUUUCCUCCUAAUCAGAUGGGCCCUGGAUUUGGAAUGUCCCAAAACCCAAACUACCACCAGCCUGGAAACAUGAACUUCCCCAAUGCCCCCUUUAAUCAAGCCAUGGGUCAGGGCUUCAGCCCCCCUGCUGGGCAAAUGAUGCAAGGACCAGUAGGAGGGUUUGGCCCAAUGAUGUCACCAAACAUGGGUCAGCCCCCUAGAGGAGAGAUGGGCCCUGGUCCUGUAUUGAAUUCUCCUGGUGGCCCUCCAUUUACUCAAAGGUUUGGCCCAUCAGGGCACCCAUUUGGACAGCCCCCAGUGCCACGAGCCAGCCUACCACCAAACAACAGUCCGUUUGCAGGGGCCGACCAAAGCUUCCCCCCAGGGGUUGAAGAACACGGCAAGAACACCAACCCUCCCAGCAACACGUUUAAUCAAGACCAGCAUGUUGGGUCGCCUUCUGCUGUCAAUGGGAACCAACCAAACUUCACUCCCAACAACUCCACGCGUGGCAACAGCAGCACCCCCGAAGUCAACAACAUCCCUCCCCCGAGCAAACCCACCGGCAACUCUGGGCACCAGCCGCCCCCCGGACUUAUUUACCCCUGUGGGGCCUGCGAGCGGGAAGUCAAUGAUGACCAAGACGCCAUCUUGUGUGAGGCAUCGUGCCAGAAAUGGUUCCACAGAGAGUGCACAGGGAUGACUGAGAGUGCCUACAGCUUGCUCACCAGAGAGGUCUCGGCCGUGUGGGCUUGUGACUACUGCCUGAAAACCAAGGAAAUCCAGUCCGUCUACAUCCGGGGGGCCAUGGGCCAGCUGGUGGCAGCCAACGAUGGUUGAAUGUGGCAAAGAGUUGGGUGUCAUGGUUACUCACAGCUUUAAGAAGCCGUCUUUUUGGGGUGGAGAGGCUUUCCCAGUAUGAGGGAUCCCUGGCGGAAAAUCUUCUACAAACACAUUCGUCUGAUCUGACUCCGCCUCUGUUUUGGAUUUUGGGGUGUAAGGCAACCUCUUGGCCUCCCCUUCACUCAUAGAGCUGGAUGAUCAUGGGAAGCAUUCGGAAUCAUGGGAUAGUUGUGAACGUUCACACUCCGUUUAUUUUGUACAGAACAGAAACAAGCCCCUCCCCCCUCUAUGUAUAUUUUUGAUAAUGUGUUCAAGUCUUGUCUGCAUUUCUGACCCUCCAUUGUGGCCUCACUAAUUGGGAGUAUAAUGAUCCUUGUGCUGGCGCAUUUCACUCUAUUGUGACGUUUACUUGCUUCCCAAUGGGAGAUGGAAGGAUUGAGUCUGGAGUUACUGAUUGGUGCAGUUUUAUAAUGGAUUCAUUUCUAGCUGUGUUGUGGGGGGCACUGACUCCUCUCUUGGGCCCCAAUCAGUCUGCAAGUAACUGAACCGCCAAAAUGUGUCCCUCUUAUUGCACUUAUUGAUCUCUUGGCAGGAGAAGGUGCGGUGCACAUGGGAUAAUUGUGGUUUCAUAGGGGGGAACAAACUAUUAACUAAAAAGUUAUUUAUUUCCUUGUCUCUACGGAAACAAUGUCAUUAAUGAUUGAUUUAAUUAAUGAGUGUUCCCUUGUGUCUCCGCCCCCUGCCUGUAAGGAAAGGUAAAGGCUUGGGUAGGGAAGGGAAAAUGCCUCUCCUCAUGGGUGGAGACAGGGGCAGCCCAUUACUCCUCCCUUGAGGAGCAAACUAAGCAGAGAAUUGGGUAUUUGUAGCUGGGCACCCCCUAGUGGCAGGAAGAGUUCAUAGCUGCUCAGUGCUGUCAAUACAUAGGGUUCCCUGUAUUGGGGAGAGGCACUUUGUGUGGAAUGCUGCACUGGGGGGUGUGGGAGACCGUUGCAAGCAAUAAUCUCAGUGUUUAUUUCCCCUGGAACGUUUGCAUUCUACCUCAUUAUAACCCAAUGCAAACCAUGGCUGAAUCCUAAGAGACCCCACAUUGACUGUACUUACCUGAACCUAUAUCCCCCGUACCCCAAAUUUAUUUUUCUCCUGCCAUUUCCUGUUUGAUCCUGUCUUCAAGCGACCGCUCUUACCUGUCCAAUAAAUGUACAAACGGGCUCUGCAGCCAACGGGUCCAGUAGCUCUGACUUCCCUUCCCCUCGGCUUUCUGGGAGCUGCCCUUAAUAAUAAUAAUAAUAAUAAUAAUAAUGGAAUCUCAGCUCAGGGCGGUUACUGGUGAAACUGCCAUACUGCACUCUCUGAAGGCACUGACACUGGGGCUAAACCAGACACAAAUGGACGUAUUAUGACCCAGCGGGUGCAAUCAUUCCUUUAUUAAUCUGCAUUUUCACUGCUAGGACUGUAAGUGUAUUGUGAGCCCCAAGCAGCCAUAUUGUCCCCUACAGUGAGAAUUGUGAUGCGUUUCCUUUCAUCUCCUUAUAAAGAUUUCUGAGAGAA
Molecule: messenger RNA, 3002 nt
Organism: Xenopus laevis (African clawed frog)
Lineage: Eukaryota; Metazoa; Chordata; Amphibia; Anura; Pipidae
Gene: pygo2.S
Product: pygopus family PHD finger 2 S homeolog
Biological process (GO): positive regulation of DNA-templated transcription
Cellular component (GO): nucleus
Source: RefSeq, marked predicted